Polypterus senegalus (gray bichir) is the source of this 3397-nucleotide messenger RNA. RefSeq names its product solute carrier family 15 member 4 (gene slc15a4). Gene Ontology annotation, molecular function: transmembrane transporter activity. The record is from RefSeq and is a predicted model, not a curated record. Gene Ontology annotation, cellular component: membrane. Bases 779 to 2524 code for a protein of 581 amino acids. The transcript has 8 exons. Gene Ontology annotation, biological process: oligopeptide transport; transmembrane transport. NCBI's taxonomy places the organism in Eukaryota, Metazoa, Chordata, Cladistia, Polypteriformes, Polypteridae.
GUCAUACGGCUGGAGUGUGACCGACGAGUUUAUUUCAGGAACAGUUUGUGGAAGUGUGAGCGGCAAGUUGGUGGGGUUUGAUUAUUUUGCAUUGCUGGAUUGUUUAAAGAGGGGAGCUGUUUUAUUUUUUCUUGUGGGGUGAGGAGUUAUUGAAGAGGUAGCAGUGGAUAUAAGAAGUUAACGUGUAAGUGGAUUUGGAAUGUUAUACAGGGCGCGUCGUAGGCGCCCGUUUGUCUCUUUAGGUAGUUGAACCAGGGUUUGGUCUUAAUGGCGCUUGGAGAUCGAGCACCUGAACGUGUUGAGUUUUUAUACACGCGUUAGAUAUGUUUGGCUGCGUUGACCAGUAAAGACUUUACUCAAAUCUCUCGGCCCAAGCCAGUGGCUGCUAUUAACCAUCGUCACUGUGAAUAGUUUUUUUUUCUUCUUCUUUAUGCUUACUUUAAACUGAGCCAGCUUUUAGAAAAAGUGAAAAAACGAGUUCCAUAUUUUGGAUAAUCUCGUCAUUUCGUAUUAAAGUCGAUUGAGCGUCUUUAUUGUGAGAUAAAAAAAAAUAAAACAAAGAUAGAAAUAAGAAAGUUGCUUUGUAGGUCAGCUGCUCAGGGGCCACCAACGUUAAGGAGCGCUUACAGUAAAUGUGCCCAGUGACAAAGGGGUCAUUCGGAGUGAUGGCCUUCCAGUAACACUCUGAAAACCAAGCAGUACUCUUUGUCUGUGCGCCCCACUUUCCAGGUCAGAACUGGACUUGUAAUUGUUGUACUGGUCAACAUUGUGGUAAAGAAUGGGAAGCCGAGAAACUAAUGAGAACACUCCUCUUUUGGGGCCCCCUCAAGUCCGGAGCCCCACCACGAUAUUUGAGGGCCGCAAGCUGGCCUGUGCUGCUGUUCUACUUACAGAGUUCCUGGAAAGGGUGGCGUUCUAUGGGAUUACUUCGAAUCUCGUCCUUUUCCUUAACUCAGAACCUUUUUACUGGGAGGGUGCAAAAGCCAGCCAGACUUUGCUCGUCUUCAUGGGUAUCACCUACUUAGUGUCACCUUUUGGUGGUUGGCUGGCUGAUGCAUGUACUGGCAAGUUUUGGACAAUAGUGUGCAGUAUGAUUCUGUACCUGUUUGGGAUGCUGGCUUUUCCCCUGAUCACAUCGGAUGGAACGAGUAAUUUCCUUUGUGGCUAUGUCAAGCCAUUUGAAGUAUUACCAUCGCAGUGCUUCAACGGUACACAAAGCAGCAAUGUGUCUUGUGUCUAUACACAACAGCCUUAUUGCCAAAGUAUUGUUUACAGUGGCAUUGUGUUGAUUGCCCUCGGCGUCGGAUCAGUGAAGUCCAACAUCACCCCAUUUGGAGCUGAUCAGGUGAAGGAUCGUGGUCCAGAAGCUACUCGGAGGUUUUUCAAUUGGUUCUACUGGUGCAUUAACCUUGGUGCUAUUGUUUCCUUGGGUUUUAUUGCAUACAUUCAGCAGAAUGUCAGCUUCAGUUUGGGUUACAUCAUCCCAACUUGCUGUCUCGGGCUUUCUUUUCUGAUAUUUCUUGCUUGUCGUACUGUUUUCAUCACCAAGCCAGCAGAUGGCAGCGCUUUCACUGACAUGUUUCGAAUUCUCAGCUACUCCUUCUGUUCCCACCAGCAGCACAAAGAAAUUUCCAGGAUAAGAAACCAAAGUAAUGGACUUCAUUCUCCUCGGUACAAACCAACCAUCCUUGAUAUGGCAAAAGACACUUAUGGAGGCAAGUUUCCAGAAGAGCGGGUAGAGGAAGUAAAGGCAGUCCUAAAGAUUAUUCCUGUAUUUCUUGCCCUCAUACCGUACUGGACAGUAUACUUCCAGAUGCAGACCACAUAUAUUCUGCAGAGUCUCCACUUGCUUAUUCCAAAACUUUUCCCAGAUCACAGCCCUAAGCACACGUUCCCUGCAGCUUGGCUAACCAUGUUUGAUGCUCUCCUGAUUUUACUUCUGAUACCACUAAAGGACAAAGUGAUAGACCCUAUUCUGAAGAGGAAAGGCCUUCUGCCAUCAUCGUUAAGAAGGAUUGCUGUCGGAAUGUUUUUUGUCCUGUGUUCCGUUGUGGCAGCUGGAAUUCUAGAAAGUAAAAGACUUGAUAUAAUCCAGGAUGGCACCAUAAAUCAGACUAUUGGAAGUGUGACAUAUUAUGCAGCCAACCUGACAGUAUGGUGGCAAGUGCCACAGUAUGUGCUCAUUGGAAUUAGCGAGAUAUUUGCCAGUAUAUCAGGUCUCGAGUUUGCAUAUUCUGCUGCCCCCAAGUCCAUGCAGAGUGCCAUCAUGGGCCUUUUUUUCUUCUUCUCUGGGAUUGGGUCCUUUGUUGGAUCUGGAUUGCUAGCCCUGGUAUCCAUCAAAGAGAUUGGCUGGAUGUCCUGUCAUAAGGAUUUUGGUAACAUCAAUGGCUGCAAACUGCAUUACUACUUUUUCUUGCUGGCGGCAAUACAAGGAGUCACACUGCUGCUUUUCCUGAUUGUCUCGGUGAAAUAUGACAGGCACAGAAGCAAAUCCAGCAUGCAGAGACAAAGUGCAGGAUCUUAGUGGCAACAAGAAGAGAGCCGUGGGGUCUUUUUCAGUGUCUACUCUUUGUUCUUUUUUUAGGUUAGUUUUUAUACAUUUUUUUUCAAAUUGGCUCUUCCCUUUUGGAGAAGGCAGGCAUUUCAAAUGCACAGAGCCACAGCGAAGGCUGUGCGGUGUAAACCUUGUGCUUCGAGAUAAUGUUUUAGCAGUCUCAUGCAGUCUCCUUUAUUUGAGGACACUUUCUAUCCUCCUUCAAAUGCUCUCCCCUCCCCACUAAUUUUGUUUGGUGUUGUCUGACUUUAUAAAAGCACACAAUGUGGAUGUUGACGAUGCAGGUCUGCAUUACACAAUUGAAAGAGAGUGGAGUGGCAGCGCACCAUAAGGCCUGGGCUCCUCUUGAACCUCAGCAGGAGCCACACGUGGCCACUUUUAAUCUGAAAACUAUUGAGGUGUUAGUGUUGUGAACGUUAGGAAAAGGGCCAAGUUGAACUGGGAGUGGCGUACUCAGUCGAGGUAGAGUGAGACGACCACAACUAAUUUAUGGAGUUGUCAGGGACAGUAUUAGAGGGCACGGUGGCAGGUCCCAAUUUGCAGAUGGCUUUCUGUCCAAGUCCAGUUAUCCUUUUCAGACGGAGCACACACGCUAUUUAGGCUUUCGGCGGGGGUAACAGCUGUUGAACCUUGGGCCUUGGUAUGCUAACAUUCUUUUUGGCUCCAUUAAUGCCUUUCUAUUAAGGUUAUUCUGAGGCGCAUAUUUGCACAAAUGUUGACUUUACGAGUUGUUUUAUUAUUUGUUAUAGUAGGUACGAUGUGAUGGUCUCAUUUUGUUCCUUUUGUAUCUCUUUUUUUAAAUCAGAACUGGAAUAAAUGAUUUGUUGUUUUUUUUUCCUUUUA